Molecule: messenger RNA, 2156 nt
Organism: Brassica oleracea var. oleracea
Lineage: Eukaryota; Viridiplantae; Streptophyta; Magnoliopsida; Brassicales; Brassicaceae
Product: bifunctional dethiobiotin synthetase/7,8-diamino-pelargonic acid aminotransferase, mitochondrial-like
Exons: 18
Coding region: 1-2154 (717 amino acids)
Biological process (GO): biotin biosynthetic process
Cellular component (GO): mitochondrion
Molecular function (GO): dethiobiotin synthase activity; S-adenosyl-L-methionine:8-amino-7-oxononanoate transaminase activity; pyridoxal phosphate binding
Source: RefSeq, a predicted model, not a curated record
AUGGGGAACGAAUCUGGGUACGGGAGUGAGCCUGGGUACAGAGGAGAUGUUGAGCUUGGUUAUGGUGAUGAGUACGAUGAUGAAGAAGAAGACGUGAAACUAUUGUUUUGGGGAGAUGAACACUUUGGCUCUGCUGUCUAUGUUCUUGUGGCCUCUGGCACACUGAUUGGUCUUGCAGCUAGUAACUUUGCGAUCAUUUCUUCAGACUCUCCUGCUUUUGCUGUUGUCUUGAACUUCCUGCUCCCUUUAGCUGUUCCUCUGUUGCUCUUUAGAACUGAUCUGCGCCGUGUGGUUCAGUCCACUGGAAAGCUUCUCUUGGCUUUCUUGAUUGGAUCAAUUAAGGGUGACACAAAGGGAUCAGCAAAAGGUGGGGAUGCAAAUUCAAAGAAAGAUGGUCAAUCAAGCCAAAAUGGCCAGCAUCCGCUUUACCCUGAUGAGCAGAUCCUCAAGUUCAAGAUCGAGCUUCUGAACAAGACCAACAAAAGUCUCCACCACACAGAAGACGCUCCCCAAGAUAUAAUAAUAUAUGGAGGAAGGGCUGCACCGCUCGUGACGUUCCUUUUGAACCCUAAUGUUGUCCAGGAGCUAAGAGGUGAUAAGCAAUACAAUCUCCAGAUGCUGAAAGAACGUUACCAGACCAGAUUGAAUGUGGGAAUUACUCAGCAUAAACUUGUGCCUGAAGAAACUGUGACGGUUAUUGACUCCCGCUGUGGUGAAAAAAUUUCAGUUUACAAGGGUUCUGGUAACGAUUCUAUUACCCAGCAGUUUGAUGCUUGUGCUAGCUGGUGGACACAGGGGCCAGAUCCUGCUUUCCAGGCUGAGCUAGCUAGAGAAAUGGCUUACACUGCUGCUAGGUUCGGGCAUGUUAUGUUCCCUGAGAAUGUAUAUGAACCUGCCUUGAAAUGUGCUGAGCUCUUGAUAGAUGGAGUGGGAAAAGGGCUAAUUAGUUUUAUACAUGCAUGCUGGGCUUCUCGAGUGUACUUCUCAGAUAAUGGAUCCACAGCUAUCGAAAUUGCUCUGAAGGUGGCGUUUCGUAAGUUUUGUGUUGAUCAUGAGACCCUAUUGGAAUUUUCUGAGGGUAGAGAUGAGAAAAAACAUAUUGUGGUUAAGGUCCUAGCUCUUAGGGGGUCUUACCAUGGGGAUACUUUAGGAGCAAUGGAAGCACAAGCACCAUCACCUUACACAGGCUUCCUCCAGCAGCCGUGGUAUACUGGAAAAGGUCUGUUUCUGGAUCCUCCUACUGAUAUCCUCUUCAAUGGAGCUUGGAAUCUCUCUCUCCCUGAAUUUUUUGCUGAAAUAGCCCCAGAAGAAUAUGGAACCUUCAGCACUCGUGAUGAGAUUUUCGACAAGAGUAGAGACACAUCAACUCUUGCAACAACCUAUUUGGCCUAUGUAUCAAAACAGCUACAAGAGUAUUCUGGAAAUACACAAUCCGCCCAUGUUGGAGCACUGAUAAUAGAACCAGUGAUCCAUGGUGCUGGGGGAAUGCACAUGGUUGAUCCUCUCUUCCAACGAGUUCUGGUCAACGAGUGCAGGAACAGAAAAAUUCCAGUAAUUUUCGAUGAAGUGUUCACAGGUUUCUGGUGUCUUGGAGUAAAGACUCAUGUUGAACUUCUCGGUUGCAAACCAGACAUAGCUUGCUACGCCACACUGAUGACUGGUGGAAUGAUUCCUUUGACUGUAACUCUUGCCACAGAUGCUUUGUUUGAUUCAUUUUCUGGAGAUCCAAAGCUUCAAGCACUGCUUCAUGGUCACUCAUACUCAGCUCAUGCUAUGGGAUGCGCAACAGCCGCCAAAGCCAUCGAAUGGUUCAAAGAUCCAGAGACUAGCCAUAACAUCAUCCCACAAAGAGGAAUCUUAAGAGAGCUGUGGGAUGAAGAACUGGUGCAGCAAAUAUCAUGUCACAGUGCGGUUCAAAGGGUGGUUGUAAUAGGAACCCUUUUCGCUCUAGAACUUAAAGUAGAUGCUUCCAACUCCAGGUAUGCUUCGUUGUACGCAAAGUCUCUUUUACAGAUGCUCAGGGAAGAUGGAAUCUUCAUGCGGCCUCUAGGAAACGUCGUGUACCUCAUGUGUGGCCCUUGCACGUCUCCUGAAAUUUGCCGGGAAUUGCUGUCUAAGCUCUACAUAAGGUUUGGAGAAUUUAAUAGGGCAUAGUA